UCCGAAACUGAUACCGAAGUUAUCGCCAAGCUCACACAGCACAUUCAUGAUCUAUUCCCGAAUUUCUCGUUCCGACAGCUUGUCGAGGUGGUCAUCCAGCAACUGGAAGGAGCUUUCGCGCUGGCGUUCAAAUCGUCGCGAUUCCCUGGUCAGCUGGUAGCUACGCGGCGUGGUUCACCCCUGCUGGUCCAAUUUAUGCUAUUGAAAACAUUAAAGCCUUACUCGAUUGUCAUAAAUGGUCGCGGUGGGAUGCGACGCAUUAACAAGUAA
Messenger RNA from Ostertagia ostertagi, 270 nucleotides. The record is from the annotation of a GenBank genome assembly. NCBI's taxonomy places the organism in Eukaryota, Metazoa, Nematoda, Chromadorea, Rhabditida, Trichostrongylidae.